GAAAGAAGGUCGCUGGGUGGGAGCCACCGCCUAUAUUUUGUUGUUGUGACACGAUCUGUAAGCUCCUAAAUCCUAGUUCUAGAUCCAGUCUUGAGAUACAAAAUGAACUUAGAUGAUGACGGUAAAGAAAGUCAAAACAAAAUACAUUCUGAAUUUGCUCGGAGUCAGUCUAAAAAUAGCAUGCAGGAACUACUUUAUCAGGCUAGUCUGCAAAAAUAUGAUGAAUUCUGUCAUGAAAUCUCCAUCACUAAUGAUAUCAAACAGAGAGGAAACCAUAUAGUUCAAGAGCUUCUGCGUCUUGGCAUCUUUGAUUCAGAACCUCAGAUUGAAGAAAAAAGCUUGUUUGCCAGUAUAAUAUACAUGGCUGUUGUUGAAUCAAGAUUGCCGUAUGGCCCCAUGGAUCCUCUACUGGAACACAGGAGCUUUGAGCCAUCAAUCACAGUCACCGACAUUCUUCAAAAGGCUAAUGUCAACAUAAAUACAUUGUUUAAAACUAUGGAUGUCAUCAAGAGAAAGAUGGUGGUGACGAAGUCAGUGGAAGAAAAUUUAAUGAAGCUGGAGAGGAAUUACCUUGUUGUAUCAGCAUUGUUUCAUACAUUCCAGGGACGUCUGUGCACAUCAGUCUUUAGAGAAGACAGCAUCAGAGGAGGGCUAGAGGAAACAUCCCUUCCCCCAAUACCCGUGACAGAGGGUGUUCCAUUCAGAAAGAAGCAGUGCUGGGUUCUUUAUUUAUUGGCCAAGGAACAUUUGCUUCCCACAACCCAGGAGCUUUUUCAACACUUUCAACUAUUGCUGUGUUGCUUAGAGUUUGUGUUGCGACAGACGCCAUCUUUCCUUCUUAAUUCUCCAUAUGAUGCAAUCAAGUUCAGCUACAGUCCUCAAGAACAGGGUGUGACCAUGCUUAAAAAGUUGGCUGAAGAAUUUGAUGUGACUGUAAAAGAGACUGUACAAUUACAUUUAGAAACCACAGAACCUUUUUUCCAAAAUUUACUGAAUGAGGAUGGAGAACUAGAGUCUGACCGCCUCCGGGAAAAAUACGAGAAUGCACUUCAGAAGGAGGGAGAUGUAAAUGAAUUGGAUUUCCUUAAAGGAGAAUCAUAUCUACGUCCAUUACAAGUCAACAAACAAGAGACUCAAGAACAAAAACAUUCCAGGCUAUCACCAGAGCUGAUGACUCCAGUCAGAUUGGCUGUUAGCACCAUUCAAAAUUUUCAACAAAAUUUUGCUGAUCUUUCUGAUGUGCCAAGUGAUAGAUUGAAGCAGUUUUUUAAGAGAUGUACUGUGGAUCCUAGUGAUGAAGUCAACAGAAUAAUGGCCAACCUUAAAGUAACUUUUGUCAAAGGCUACUCGGCAGUUUGUCCUUCUGCUGAUUCAAAAACAACCCUUGCUGAAUACAGGUUCAGCUUAGGAGCAAAAUUGUAUCUCAAAGUUCUUGAGACUAUCCUGCUGACAGAGUCUGAUCAUCUUGCUGCCAAUGUUUUAAGUACUUUGUUGAAUAAGGAAAGUUUCCACAAAUCUUUACUUGCUUGUGCACUGGAAGUUGUUUUAGCUACAUACAGCCAAACAUGGGCACAAGUGGGAGAAACUGCAUUUUCUUUUCCAUGGAUAUUAGAAAUAUUUUCACUCCAAGCCUAUGAGUUUUAUAAAGUGGUGGAGAGUUUUAUAAAAGCAGAGCCCAAGUUGCCAGUGGAUGUUGUGAAGCAUCUUCAUAAUAAUGAGAUCAGGAUUCUUGAAAGUCUAGCUUGGAAUGAGAAAUCUAUACUUUUUGACGCCUUUGGUUGUGACUGGGACCAUGGUCAAAGGACCCCACCUUCUGUCUCCCCAGUGAAAACAUCUGACCUCUCUUCACACCCACAAACUCUUCCUCUGCCAAAUAAAAGUGCUGUUGACUUGUUUUUAUCUCCUGGUCGACCAAGCUCAUCAAACAGUACAGGAUCCACCCCACCACCCCACACAGAAUCUUCACACUACCACACACUGCCUUCAAAGCUCAACACUCAACCAAAGUCUCAGUCUCUAGCACACUUCCUUAAGAGAGUUCUGCGACUAGGCUUUACCAGACAGACAAAGUUGUGUACAGAUCUGAGGAUAGCUAGUGAUUUACAACACAAAAUUUGGACUUGUUUUGAGCAUUGUGUGACCAAAAUGCCUGAACUCUUAAAAAACAGACACAUUGACCAGAUCAUUAUGUGUUGCAUCUAUGGUAUCUGCAAAGUUGCCGAGCAUGAAAUUAAAUUCAAGUCUAUAGUCAGUGAAUAUAAAAACAUGCCACAUGCCAGACCAGAGGUUUUUAAAGAUGUUUACAUCAGCCCAGACCAGACUGAAUCCAUCAUCAACUUUUACAACAGCGUCUUUGUCCAGACCAUCAAGAUGUACAUUUUACAAUUCUCACCCAACAGAGAAAGUCGGCCACAACUAUCUCCAAUGCCAAAACAGUCCCCAAGUUAUGUCAUACCAGGAAAAAAGAAUUUUCUGAUCUCGCCGCUGAAGGAAUCUGUGUUUAAAACUCCUUCCUCCCCUAGUCAGAUGACACCUUCCACUAGGUUGCUUUACAGCUUUGGGGACACAAUUGGAUCAUCAGAGAAAUUGAAAGAUAUCAAUGAAAGAGUUAAGAAAGGUUUUCCUGGUGCCUCUGCCAAGAAGCGUUUAAACAUGGAUGAAGUGUCACCGUCAUCAAAAGCAAAGAAAUCUCUUUUACAAUAAACGUAUUAAUCAAAGUUUGAAAGAAUAAAUUGAUGUUAGUCUUAGUGUAUUGAUGUUCAUUCAUUUAGAUCUUUCAGCAGUCUUAAGCUGUGCUUUAGUGGUAGAUAGAAGAAAUAAUUGUACAAAAGCUAUAGCAAUGUCCUUGAUUAUUUAUUUGUAGAUUGAUCAGUAUUGUAUCCAUCCUAAUGGUUCAAUUUGCAGCGAUUUUUAAAAGUUUUUAUGUUUAAGUGCACUCAAGUACUUAGUGGAUUGUAUAUGAUUUCCCCUUUGUGUAUACUGAAUAUAGUUUUUAAAAUAUGAUUUAUUUUGUGUAUUAUCUUGGAAGAAACUUUUUGUUUUAUGCAUUUAUCUUAUCCAUUUAUAGAAACAUUUUAGAAAAGAUCUCAAAGCAGAAGUGUAUGACAGAAAGAUCAUACUUUAUUGUAGUUUUAAUGACUUAAACAUGAUUUUUCAAGGAAAUCUUGUUCAUGGGAGAGAAAUGUGUUUAUUACACAUUUUAAUAUAAAUGUAACUAGUGGCUACUGUUAAACUUUUAAAAGAUUAAGUUCUAUCAAUAAUCAAAAUUAAAUGUUGAUUGCUUUUAUUGAGUUAUAUACAUACAUUUUAUAUCGGGUACAUUCAUUUUUUUUGUUUUAGACUAUUUUUCCCUAAGGUCAGUAAAAUUAAUUUAUAUUAAUUAUUGAAGUGCAAGCCCAGUUGUCUGAUUUAUUUAAAAUUUAACAUCUGUAUAAAUAUUUUUUAAUUUGUAAUGCAAUUUUUAAAAUUUAUGCAAGCGACAACCACAAAAUGCGAAGUAAAUGAAGCUUGUUGCCAUUAUGUUACAUGCAAGUGCCUACAAAGUGAAAAGAAUUUUCUUUAUUAAAAAUAUUUUUUGGUGUAUUCAGUUUUGUUCUAAUCCUAUUUAUUGUAUAUUAAUUUUCAAUCUUUCCUGUACAAUUUGAAAAAACAAUUACCUAAAUAUUUUUUACAGUUUGUGCCUGGUUUUGUAGCAUUUUUUAAAUAUAUUAUGCAUACAAAGAAAGAAACACUAGACAAACUUUCCCUGUUCAAAGCAAAAUCUUGCAGUAUACAUUUAAUAAUGUGUUCAUGUCUUGCACCUAAAAAGAAAAUUUUAAAGCUACCAAACCAUGUGAAUACUUUCUAUUUGAAUAGUUAAGUAAUAGUUUAACGGUGAUUUUUAAUGACAAAUCAUGUUCAUUUGUUAUUAAACUCAUUCACUGUGUUACAGAUACACAUUUCCAAAAUAUUUGAAUAAGAUUUUUAGUUGUACCAAACAAUAUUUAAUUUAAAAAGAAAUAUUUUCUCUUCUUUUUGAUAAGUUUUUUGUUACCAUGUCAAGUCUGAAGGGAAAUAUUUAACUGUAAAAUUCCCACUAUUAUAUUUAAUGUCAUACAUUGGCACUAACUGGUUAUUGACACAUUUUCUCGUUUGGAUCUCAAAUCUCAUACUUAACUCAAUUAAGUUAAUAUUUUUUGUAUAGUGUAGUAAUUAUUGUUAGCGUCAAUGUUCUGUUUUUUUGAAAUGUUGACUUUGUCUAGUAAAGGCAGUAUUUAGGAAAGAACAGCUCUUUUUUCCCCCCUCCAUCAUUUCAGUUACAUUCACAUCACACCACUAGUCACCUUUAAGCUGGUUUCCGUACCUACUUGGCAGCAAUUUUAGCAUUUUCAGCUAUGCAAUCACUUUCUCCAGAUCAACUUAUAUUCUUGUAUCUUUAAGUUUUUAAAAAUGUCCUUGCAUUUUAACAAAUUUUUUUAUAUAUCACACUGUUAGUAUUUGACUUAAAAUAGUGCAGGUAGUUUUCUUUUAAAAGUAUAAAUUGUUUAUUCUACAGCUUUUUAUGUAAAAAUUGUACAUUAUCAAAAGGAUUGUACAUUUCAAAUAUAGAUAUUUGAUUGAAACAACUUUGAUGUAUUUUUUUCACCUUUUGUCAAAAUGUCAAAUUUUUAAAAUGUUAAACAAAUAGUUAACAAGCUAGGUCUAUGGCAGCUAUUCAAAUGAAUUUUAAUUUUUAAAAUGGUAUUUGAAAGUACAACGAAUUCAGUUUACACACUAGUUUUAUAAUACAAAUUCAACAGUUUAUAAAAAAAUUGUAACUUUAACUAGUUUUUUUAAGUUUGCAAAAAAAAAAAUCCAUUGUGGAAAAUAUGUAACAGUAUUCAUAUCUCUAUAUUGUACUUCAGAUUAUAAAAUUAGGUUUGUAUAAGUACAUUUUAAUAAUUGUGUGCCAUAAUAAAUAAUUUAUUUUAAAAGAUGUAUACAUUUGUGUGUAUAAUUGACCAGCUUAACCAUUUGCAAGUAUAAUACAUUAUUAUUUUUAAAUGUUAUGGAAAAAAAAAUUGUCGUUAUUGUUUUUGGAGUUUUAAAAAAUACUGUAUUACAUUGAAAAGCUGAGGUCUUAAGAAAAACAUAAGGAGCUAUAUCAUCCAGUCGGGAAAUAACAACUAAAGUGACUGUGAUUCAGGCACCGGUAAUUUUACAUUUUAGAGUAGCAAUCGACAGUUUAUAACUACAUCAAUCUGCUGAAUUUUUAGUGUCAUGUGAUGUAUUUUUAACUUUUUCAAUGUGUAUUUUACUUGUAUGUGCUGAAGUAAAAUAAAAGUAUUUGUUCCAUCAUA
Physella acuta is the source of this 5318-nucleotide messenger RNA. RefSeq names its product retinoblastoma-associated protein. Lineage: Eukaryota; Metazoa; Mollusca; Gastropoda; Physidae. Gene Ontology annotation, molecular function: RNA polymerase II transcription regulatory region sequence-specific DNA binding. Gene Ontology annotation, cellular component: chromatin; Rb-E2F complex; nucleus. Gene Ontology annotation, biological process: cell differentiation; negative regulation of G1/S transition of mitotic cell cycle; regulation of transcription by RNA polymerase II. The record is from RefSeq and is a predicted model, not a curated record.